Leptopilina boulardi is the source of this 911-nucleotide messenger RNA. RefSeq lists its product as uncharacterized. The coding region runs from base 66 to 569 and encodes 167 amino acids. The record is from RefSeq and is a predicted model, not a curated record. Lineage: Eukaryota; Metazoa; Arthropoda; Insecta; Hymenoptera; Figitidae. The transcript is spliced from 2 exons.
GUGAACUCUUCUAGUGACCACAUUGAUAUUCCCCAUCAUAUUUUCUUUUAUAUUAUUUUGGGAUAAUGAGUGAUAAUGAUAGUGAAACUGUUUUUGAGGAUUAUGUUGACCUUUUUGACUUGGAACAUUUUGAUAUAAGUGACAAUAGUGCGGUCUUAGAUAAUACGGAUUUAGUGUUGACUUCUGACAAUUACAGUGACCAAGGUAGUGAAGUGCCUGCCAAUCAAUCUUUUUCAUUGUUUUCCCUUUUUGAACCAAGUCCAAUAGUAGCGAGUGUUUCACAACAUCGACUUUUGGCCCUUCGCGUUGCGGAUUUGGAAGAGAGACUGGGGAUCUUUCAAUUCGCAAUCUGGAAAAUUCCAUUUGAGAAUGCUGCCACUAUUAUUAGUAAUUUGUGUACUUCGAUCAUUGGCAUAGAGUGCAGUGCACAAGAUUUUACUGUUAUUAGAAAAUUAGACGUCAAGCGAAGUGGUGUGUUGGUUCGAGUGCCUUCGUUGAUGAUGAAGGAAUUAAUUUUUACCUUCAGACACAUGUUUAUGUUAAGGGGAUACAAUGUGGAUAUUUUAUAGUUUAAGUCGGUGAUCCGUGUACCAGAAUUCCAGAUGUCGAUUUAAAAAAUUGGAACAAAUUUGCCGCUAUAUUUUUGAGUUGGGACAGCUCUCGGACCGAUUAAGAGAAUUUAAGGGUGUAACUGGAUUUUCUCCAAAUUAUUCGGUGGAACGUCCCUCAGGUUCCAAUCUUUUACGGAUUUCAAAAAUGCCGAAUUCUUGGACGGUACACAAGACUCCAUCUAGUGUCACGAGGCCGAUUAAAUCUCGCAAACGUAGGGUGGAAAAAUGGUUAAACACCUUGGCUAAGUCCUGUAUGGAUGGUCCGCAGGAAUUUCAACAUUACAGGUCGCUUCCUGGCUC